AUGAUCUUUAGAAAUUUGAAAAAUCCAUUACUUUCUAAAACUUUUAGGUCUCAAAUACCCAGUUUUGGAGUUUUGAAUCAUGAAAAGUUUCAAAAGAAAGUUGAGGGAAAAGGCAAAGUUACCAAAUUUCUUUAUGAAUUUUGGGAGAUCCUUUAUUAAGGCACUUGGGAUUAAUGUGUGGAUGCUAAAUUGAUGUGUAAGUACACUAUCACACAAAAGAAAACGGCUUUUAUGCUGUCUGAAAUUACGAGAAUUAGAAAAGACUUAAUAAAAUUCGUUCCUUUCUCCUUCUUUCUCGUAGUCCCAGGAGCAGAGUUGCUGUUACCACCUUAUCUGUACUUGUUUCCCAAUGCAUUUCCUACUACUUAUUUAUUUGAUGAUCAGCUGGCGAAGAGAUAUAUUACAAGAGACCGAAAACAAAUGAAUUCAUAUAGAUAUCUGUUUCAAUUGAUGAAACAACGCAUUCCUUCAAUUGAAAAUAUAAGAAACAAUCAAGAUUACAAUGCGAAGGGUUUAUAGGAACUUGUUUUAAAGCACUCUCAUCUCUUCAUGACUAAGUUGGAUUACAGAGAAUUUAAUUCAGAACAAUUGGUGCACGUAUAUAAAUUUAUGAGAGUUUAGUUAAGCAAAUUUUUAGGAAUGGAGUUUUUUAGAGGAACCUACACCAUUAUGAAACUCACUAAACUUUUUGUUAAUCUCCCAGUCUAUUUCACUAAUCUCUUCUAUUGGUUGACUAGAAACCCAGAAAGAAGACCUUUAAAGAGUGUUUUAAAAAAUUGGAAUUCCCUCCUCCCUUUUCCAAUUGAAGAUUUAAAAAAGGCAUUGCUUUUAAUGUAAAUCAAAUCUCAUCUCAAAAAAAUGGAAAGACAAGACAAAGCAUUUAGAUUAAAUGGAUUUGGGGAUAAUAAUUUUGACAGUAUUAGGCAAUUUGCAAGGGAAAGAGGAAUUCCAGCAUUAGUAAUGUAGAAAGAGAAUCCUGAAUAACAUUUUGAAUACUCAAAAAAGCAAUUUAAAAGAGACUACAUAGAUUUCAUAUAUAAAGAAUAAGUUUUUGAAAAUCUCAAAAUUUGGUAUGCUGUUCUCUACUAUGAGAGAUAUCAUAAUAGAAUUGUUGAAGAAUAUGAAGAAAGAGUUAGAAAACAUUUACUACAUUGA
Messenger RNA from Paramecium tetraurelia, 1155 nucleotides. RefSeq lists its product as uncharacterized. Gene Ontology annotation, biological process: intracellular monoatomic cation homeostasis. Gene Ontology annotation, molecular function: ribosome binding. The transcript is spliced from 4 exons. NCBI's taxonomy places the organism in Eukaryota, Ciliophora, Oligohymenophorea, Peniculida, Parameciidae. Gene Ontology annotation, cellular component: mitochondrial inner membrane. The record is from RefSeq and is a predicted model, not a curated record.